UGCUGGCGCAGACGGAUCUGAAAAUGUCAGAAUUUUAAUGGAACGUCGCUGACCAGCAAUGGGCGAUGCGGGAAUGCUCGAUUAGUGGUCACUGGUUGUUUCUGCAACAUGCAAACACACAUUGCACGUAGAAAAAUAUCCACAGAAUCAAUGAUGAAGCACGCAUUCUGAUCUUGUUGAUGAUGAUCAUGUGUACGGAAGUCAAGUUUCUUUGGCUGUGGUGUUGUGUCCUGAUAUGUACUGCGUAAGUAAAUGCAAAGUAAUGGAUGUAUUGGAUGGCAGAAAUAUAAUGCAUUAUGGAACUUCUUAUUAAAUUACGUGAGUAAAAACACAAAAUAAUCUUCAAUCAAAUGAUACUUUUAAAGAUGACUUAAAAGCGGCGUGGUGGAAAAAGAAAGUGCUAGUACAAGAUCACUGUUACAACAUAGUUAUAACAGGCCCUUGAAGUAUCUGGAAAUUAGAUGUUUUUGGAUUAUUUCUUUCUGAAUAUAAACUGAUUGAAACUUAAAAAAAUAAAAAGGAUCUACUCCUUUUGAAUAAAUUUCAUCUCGGCCGACCUGUGAAUGUUUUUGGUUAGAAAUGAGCGUGGAAUUGUGAUGGAAUCAGCAGAAGAUAUGAAGGCAGUUGAUUAAGAAGAAAUAUGAUUUUCAUACUUCUCUGGAUGUGUGUGGAAACACUUCUUGUAGUUGGAGGUCAGCGUCCCCCUCGGAUCACAGAGCACCCCUCUGACGUGCUGGUGAGGAAGCAUGAACCCGCUACCCUCAACUGCAAGGCGGAGGGGAGACCAGAGCCCACUAUCGAAUGGUACCACGAGGGCUCCAAGGUCAAGAACACCGCCAACAGGAUGGUACUUCCAAGCGGAUCCCUCUUCUUCUUGCACGUCAUUCAUACUAAGAGAGAGCAGGACACUGGAACCUAUUGGUGCCUGGCCAGCAAUGAAGUCGGAAAGGCUAGGAGCCGAAACGCCACCCUUGAAGUAGCAGUUCUUCGUGAGGAAUUUCGGUUAAGUCCAAAGCCCGUCCAGGCUGCAAUGGGCGAAUCUACAGUCCUGGAAUGUGUUCCACCGAAGGGUCACCCAGAACCAACAGUGCGGUGGAGGAAAGAUGGAGAAUAUGUCAACACCAACAAAGGCAGGUUCCGUAUUGUAAGUCCGGGAAACCUCGUCAUCAACGAUGUCCGGCAGUCGGAUGAAGGACACUACAGGUGUGUAGCUGAGAAUAUGGCAGGAAUAAGAGAGUCUACCCCAGCCAUCAUGACAGUGCAUGUAAAACCCUUCUUUGUUCGAGAGCCUGAUCACGUGACAGUAUUGGCAGACGAGGAUGUCCAAUUCGAGUGCAAGGUGGGAGGAGAUCCCCUACCCACAAUUACCUGGAGAAGGCAAGAUGGAAAAAUGCCUGUGGGAAGAGCCCAGAUCCAGGAGGAUAAAAGCCUGCUAAUAAAAGACGUGCUCCCGUCGGAUGAAGGAAUGUAUAUUUGCGAAGCAGAAAAUCCUGUGGGGAUUAUAUCGGCUUCUGUAACAUUAACUGUCCAUUCCCGUCCCAUUUUUCUCAAAACGCCUCGGGACCAGAGAGUUGGACUGAACGGAAUUGCGAAGUUCGAGUGUUCCGCUACAGGCAACCCGCCUCCCUCGGUGUUUUGGACGAAAGAGGGGAAUCAGGUGUUGAUGUUCCCCGAAAGAUCCUUCGGUCGAUUUUCUGUGACACGCGAAGGCAUGCUCAUAAUCUCCGGGGUAAUGAAAGAAGACAAAGGCUACUACACGUGUUCUGUGGUGUCCGGGGUUGGCUCUACCAUGGCCAAAGCCUAUCUGGAAGUCACAGCUGUUGGCGAUCUGCCUCCUCCUAUUAUUCUUCUGGGUCCAGCCAACCAAACGCUUCCUCUGAGUACGGAGGUGAUGCUUCCAUGCGAAGCUUCUGGAACACCUACCCCUUCCAUCAGGUGGCUCUUCAACUCUGGACCCAUUCCCUCCAACCCCCGCUACAAAGUGCUCGACUCUGGAACACUCAAGAUUGAUGCUCUUCAGUCAACAGAUUCGGGAAUUUACACGUGCACAGCUUCGAGCGAAAGUGGUGAAACUUCAUGGAGUGCCUCUUUAUCUGUUGAAUCCCCAAGAAAUCCGAAUGUGAUUUUCCAUCGUGCCCCUGAUCCCUCCACUUUUCCCAAACCUCCCGGUCAGCCAACAGCCCUAAAUGUCACAGAAACUUCGGUCACCCUUCAAUGGCAGAGAAGCACUAACAUGGGAGCAUCACCUCUCAUUGGAUACAGAGUGGAGUACUAUAGCAGCGACCUGCAGAGUGGGUGGGUGGUGACUGCCCACCACGUGGCAACCGAAUCCCACGUUGUCCACAACCUGCGUCCAGACACGCACUAUCAGUUCCUGGUGCGGGCAGAGAACUCCCAUGGGCUUUCCCUGCCAAGCCCUAGCAGCAAGGUCAUCAAGACUCUUGGACUUCCUGCCCACAUGCUUCCGGACUACGAUUUAGAAGAAGCUCGCAUUCAACUCAGCAACAUCGCCGUCGAACUGCAAGACAUAAGACCUAUUAGCUCGACGGCUGUGAAAUUGUUUUGGAAGAUUCAAGGUGCUGAGGAACACGUCGAAGGUUUCUACAUUCGAUUCCGAGAUCUGAAUUCAGGUUCGCAGAAGUACAACAUGGUGACGGUACUGAAUGGCGGUGCCUCCUCCUAUGUGCUGACGGACCUGCGCAAGUUCACCAAGUACGAGUUCUUCCUGGUGCCCUUCUACAAGAGCGUCGAAGGGCCACCAAGCAACUCGCAGAGCGCUCAGACUCUAGAGGAUGUGCCUUCUGCUCCUCCUGACAAUCUGCACGUAGAAAUCCUGAGCAAGACUAGUGCUGCUAUCUAUUGGUCAUCUCCGCCACCACAACAUAUCAACGGAGGUCUGAAAGGAUACUUGGUUCAAGUGUACGACAAUUCUUCCAAUCUUCACUCUAACGUGACCACCAACAGCACAACAACGCACAUUACAUUGAAGAACUUGACAGCCGGGGUUCUGUACAAGACCAAGGCAGAAGCAUUCACUCAGGCUGGUGUGGGGCCUUCCACUAACUUUGUUAAUAUUCUCAUUGAUCCGCAUUUGAUUGGAGGAGUGGACAGCGGUCUGUCCCGCCGGUCUUCUUCCUUGCACACGAUAGUUCAGCAACCCUGGUUCAUCGCCGUUCUAGGCAGCUUCCUGUUUCUCGUCCUGUCUGUUUUCCUGGUGGCAGUCUUCUUCAGGAGAAGGCUCGCUUGGAAGAAAGCACUUGGAGUCCAAAUAAACGUUCCCUUGCACAAGACAGAAGGUAUCAGGGGUGUCAAUUCUUGUGAGACCCUGUGGAUCAAUCAAACCCUCAACUCAUCACACGCCAGCAAUCCGAACAGCCUCAACGAUUCCAAAUUACUGGAAAAACCAGAUUCCUCCAUGGAACACAACUAUUACAGUGUAUGCGCUCCCGAUUAUGCAGAAGUAGAUACUCACAACAUGGCCACCUACUACAAGAGGGAUAUUUCUUGCGUCUUGGCACCCUACGCGACCACCACUCUCAUCAACACACCAAAACCCACAGGAGGAUCCGUGUAUGACAGCAAAAGCAGCAGCUCUGAGCUAAGUAAAAAGUCUGAUAAACCGAUGGAUCAAGUAAGACUUCCAGAUGAUGUUUUUGAGCAAUUUCUCAACAAAGGACAGCCAUGUUCGUCCGUCAAUUACUCAAAUGAUUAUGGUUAUCAAAGCAGACAAAUUAAAAAUAAGUUUAUGCCCGCAACUUCGAAAGUUAAUUGGACAGAUGUCAUUCCACCACCCCCUGAAAACCCACCUACCGAGUUGACCACAUCCCCCGGCAGGCCCAUGAAUGUGAGGAAUUUAUCUCCAGUCAAAUGUCCCUAUCAAGCACAGAGUUACCAAGGAAACUUCACUAACAAACCUAUUGGUAAUACGUCACCUUGGAGUACACUAGGACGAAAUAUAGACAACGAUGGAGCUGCAAUCGGACUGUUUGGGCUAAAGGGUCCUCAGGGCCUCUUACCCCAACGCACACUACCCCAGGGGACAGCAGGAGAGAGGGUGUUCCAGGGUUCCCUUACAUCCCUCAGAAGUGACCAGUUCCCGGGACUCAACAGGCGCAUCAGUCAAAAUGGAAUGAUCCCUGGUACAGGUUUCCCAUUUCCAUUUUUCAUGAAAUCUAGUACAAGUGGAGGAGACGUACAUCAGAUAUACGCUGGGACUGUACUGCAAGAUCCUUCCAAUCCGCCCCAAGACGGGGAGGACAUUGAACUGAAUAAUUUGUAUUCACACCGUACAAGUAUCACAGACCAGACAAGUGGUUUCAUAGCCAACAAUCCUACCCCGGAGGAGAACCACAACGUCCGAGUGUGUGGAAACGAAUACAGUAACAACUUUUUCAUAGCAGAGUACAAUGCAGGCCGAGCACAAACCACUCUUCGAAAUCGCUCUUCGAGACCACCCAGUUCGUACAGCAACGAUGGCAACAGCAGCGGCACUGUACCAUCUAGGAACUGCCAGGCAAAACAGAAAUGGAAAGACUCAGAUACGGGCGAAAAGCAGCAAAAUGAUGACAUACCUUCCUAUCAGAAGCCUGCCUUCCCUUCAUGCACAAGCAGUACUUCCCAGGGAAGUAGCAGGAGAAGAAGGGAGGGAAAAGGGGUCGUCAAUGAACUCUCGUCUCUCACACAGUUUGCCUCCCUCUCUGAAAAAUACGGAGAAUCUGCUUCUACUGAGACAACAGAUAAAGGAGAUAAUAAUGAGCAAUCAGAAGAAAAAAGAUGAAGAUGGAGGAAAAAAAACUUAAUCUGAUUUUUUUAAUGAAGAAAGAAAAUAAUGAAUAUUAAUGAAGAAAAAAAAAAUGAGAGAAGAAAAGUCGGAAAAAGAAGCUGCCUGUCCUAGUCUAUAAUUGUAUAAAAUGUGGUUCAAUGUGAUUUUUGUCGUCUUCUACAGCCGUCUACACAAGUAGGUCGUGGAACUCCUUUCUGCUCUGCAACCGUAUCCGGUUUCAGUGGUCAAGAAAAAAAAUGAUUACAUAUCCAGACUAUGUCUAGUCAGAAUUUCGUAUGCUUAAAAACAUUCCAAUUUGGGAGAUAUCAUUCUAGUAUUCAAAGGGAUUAUCCGACAUAUCAAGAAUGUAUAUUCUGUCUGCAUCAAGUAUUUAUUUUUCUGAAAUAUAUGAAAAUCUUACUAUAUAUCUCACUCUACGGUUGUGCAAUUUCUAUCUAUUCGUUUAUAUGUAACAAAGUCUGCACUAAUACAUCAUUCGUAAAUUAUGUAUAUAAAACAAAGUAAAUUUAUUUCUUAUUAAAAGAAUAUAUAAAAAGUUUUGAAAAUUGUCAUCGGUACUAUGAAAAAUCGAUUAACCUUGAGAGUAUAUUUCUCUAAAGUAAUUUAAAUAAAUGGCAAAACCUGAAUCCUUUCUUAAAACUUUUUCCAGAACGUU
Messenger RNA from Argiope bruennichi, 5438 nucleotides. Its product is annotated as protein sax-3-like. Bases 641 to 4777 code for a protein of 1378 amino acids. The record is from RefSeq and is a predicted model, not a curated record. Gene Ontology annotation, biological process: dendrite self-avoidance; homophilic cell-cell adhesion; axon guidance. Gene Ontology annotation, molecular function: cell-cell adhesion mediator activity. Lineage: Eukaryota; Metazoa; Arthropoda; Arachnida; Araneae; Araneidae. Gene Ontology annotation, cellular component: plasma membrane; axon. The transcript is spliced from 29 exons.